CCGAAAAAGAAUAUUUGUACACAGAACAAAAAUACAAAAAUUAAAAGAAUUAUUUGACUAUUUGAAGAAUCAGUUCAACAUUAUAAAAUCAGUUCCCCAAAUUGUAGCUGCAUGGCAGAAAUUGGUAUCCCAAUUUAAGAAAGCCGAUGAAAAGUUAUCGACUGGUUCUGCAGCUGAUGAAAAAAAUGAUUUUCCAUACUAUGAGUCGUUGUUAUUUUUGAAACCUGCAAUCAAGCAUAAAAAGCCUUUGUCGAAUCUCAACGUGCAACCAACUUUAAAUGCAGUACAUUAUGGAAAUGCAGGCUACAUGUUCAACGUACCCACAGGAGGAUCAGCACAACAGACAUCACCGUUACCUAUUAAUAAACCAGUGAAUUAUUAUUUUUCAACUUUAAGUCAUGAAUAUUCAUAUUUUAAUACAAAUGAUACUGCAUCUUAUUCUGGAGCUUCAUUGCAGUAUCCAACAGCAUCUUUGCAUUCUUCUGAAGCUUCUCAAUACUGGCAAACUGCCUUGCAGCAUACUCCAAAUGAUGUUGUCGUACCUCCUCCUCACUCUUUACCUUAUAUACCCAGGCCUUCGUCAUCAACAUCCACUGCUGUAUGUAUGCCAGUAAUCACUCAGCCACAGUUCAUUCCUUUUCCACAAUCAACACCUGCAACCAACUUUAAUAAAUCAAACACUGCUGCUAGGGAAGAACCUGAAUACGACAAUUUUGCCAAAAAAAAGAUAAAACUUAUGAAUAAGGAUGAUCAAAAUUUGCAAAAAAUAAGUAACAUUAUUGUAACAACGUUAGAUAAUUUAAAGAAGAACUUUCAAUCAACCAAUGUCGAGCAGCCAUCUUCAAAUCCUUAUUCAAAAUUAUUGACAAUAGCAAUGUCUAAGGUACCAGUUGAACAACAAGAUGAGUGUAUGGAGUAUGUUCUUGAAGGAAUGAUAGAGUUCAAUAAGCGUUUCCAAACUACUAAAGAUGAUAAGUAUAAUUAAUUUAUAAGUAAUUAUGUUGUAUACUUUUGGGUCGACUCUAACAAUUUUGAAGUUUAUAUUUAUUUAUAAUUUACAAGUAUUCGUGUAAUUUUCAAGUAUUCUCAUGCACAAGUUAAUCAAUGUAUUAUUUGAUUGAAA
Messenger RNA from Nasonia vitripennis (jewel wasp), 1123 nucleotides. RefSeq lists its product as uncharacterized. The record is from RefSeq and is a predicted model, not a curated record. The coding region runs from base 308 to 985 and encodes 225 amino acids. The transcript is spliced from 2 exons. NCBI's taxonomy places the organism in Eukaryota, Metazoa, Arthropoda, Insecta, Hymenoptera, Pteromalidae.